AUGUCCCUCUUCACAUGCGGCCUCAAGGAUCCUCCAUGGCUCAACCCUGCGCUUCGUCUCAUCCCACCGCCUGUCGAACCGUUAUGCAGAGUGGGCCUUAAGAGGGCCUUCCUCUCCCGCCAUCUUCAGAGAAGACAAUCAAGGCACGCUGCGUCAAGGCGCCGUGCACUCAUGUUGCUGCAGGGUCGUGCACCGACCAAAUGUGCAAGGCGUGUUUUGAGAAAACUCUGUCGUUUGUUUCUUCAAAAAAUACAACCGAGGUCGUCGACCAAUUUCCGUCUCUGGCCACCCGCUCACCUCGCUCGCUACCAAGAGAAGGUGAUUGAUAUUCUACAUUUUUCCGGAGAGUUUUCAAAUCCCGUUUGCUCUCGAUUGUGCACGCAUGCAACAUCUUGGCAACAUAACCAUCGUGCCUCAAGGCUCAAACCAAGGUUGAACGUUGAGUUCUUGAAGUUGGGUCAAAAGCUUGAGGCUUUUUACAGUCCCUCCGCCUCCACCGACGCCCUCCCCACCAUUAGCUGUCGUGUCACAGAAGCCAAAUCCGCGUCUUAUUUAACUGUGGAACGCUCCAGUCUUGGUAUCUUGUUUAACUUCCACGAACAUGUCGGCGCCGACAGUUUCUCCGUCAUCGCUUUACGCCGUCUCCUACUUAAGCUUCGUUCUUUCUUCGAUGCCGAAGACGAGGCAGGUGCCCAAAGAGCAUUCAGGUUAUGCUGUCACCGCGUUUACGAUGUUAAAGGCGGCGGCUGUGAGGUUCACGGACUACUUGAUGGACAAGUUAACCGCCUUUCUAAUGUUCUCAGUAUACGUGUGAAGUUGCACCGUGCACCUGACCGCUUUGCACUUGGGUUUAAGGCCGUUCCUGGGAAGAAACACACAUAUGAUGUGUAUAUGGCUGAAAGGGAAAAACCUGCGAUACCAUUGUAUCAACCCACGGCCGCCACUCUUGAUCAGCCCAGACGCAGCAUUUUGUCGUGCACGCGCCCUUCGUCUCUUGACGUGGCUGUCACAACUCAAAUGGUCCUCUCUAACCUUCGUCGAACGUCCCCUAUUGGUCGGCACCACCAUGAUCCGGCUUACCUUCCUCAACUAGAGGAGCUCCUGAUUGAAAUUACUCAACAAAGCCAAACUCUUGUGCAACAUUUUCGCGAUAAGGCAAAGGAUGCCCUCAAGGAGAUCGCAGAGCGGCGCAAGAGUUCAGAACGAAUCGACGCACUGAGGAACGCCGUUUCCCAUGCGGCUACAGGGAAACUUACCCCUGGACUUUCCUUCCUCGUUCAUAAUGACGACCCAUCUAUGUACAAAGUUUACCUCGUGGGCCUCUGGGAGGUUGAUCGUGAACUUGAGGAACUCGAGGAAAAAGCGACGCCUUCAGACACUGACGGCCAAGACUAUGGCUCUACGAGAUCAACCAUCGACUCGCGGGUGAUGCAUCUCUCAAAGAAAGCUCAAGGAAUUAGAGUUGCAGCAGAAGGGGAGAACAAGGGAACCUCAAGGCUCAAAGCUUGGCUUAAACGGGUCGUUCUUCCCGUCCAACAUCAGACCAAGCUAGAAUUGGUUCUCGACGUUGACGAGAAAGGUGCCAUGCAGUGA
Molecule: messenger RNA, 1593 nt
Organism: Laccaria bicolor S238N-H82
Lineage: Eukaryota; Fungi; Basidiomycota; Agaricomycetes; Agaricales; Hydnangiaceae
Exons: 6
Coding region: 1-1593 (530 amino acids)
Source: RefSeq, a predicted model, not a curated record